GCGGAGUCGGGACGCAGAGACAGCGCCACCGGGAACCGCGCCAAGGCGGCGGGAACUACAACUCCCGACGCGGUCGCCUCGGGCCGACGCACAGCCCAGCGCAGACUGGCCCCGCCCAGCGGCCUCGCGGGUUCAGUCCCAGGUGCCCGCGCCCCGAAUCGCGGGGCGGCCGCGGGCGAGCCGCAUGGAGCCCCGGGCGGCGGACGGCUACUUCCUUGGCGACGUGGGUUUCUGGGUGGAGCGGACCCCUGUGCACGAGGCAGCCCAGAGGGGUGAGAGCCUGCAGCUGCAGCAGCUGAUCGAGAGCGGCGCCUGUGUGAACCAGGUCACUGUGGACUCCAUCACGCCCCUGCACGCAGCAAGUCUGCAGGGCCAGGCGCGGUGCGUGCAGCUGCUGCUGGCGGCCGGGGCCCAGGUGGACGCCCGCAACAUCGAUGGCAGCACCCCGCUCUGCGACGCCUGCGCCUCGGGCAGCAUCGAGUGUGUGAAGCUCCUGCUGUCCUACGGGGCCAAGGUCAACCCUCCCCUGUACACAGCGUCCCCGCUGCACGAGGCCUGCAUGAGCGGGAGUUCCGAAUGUGUGAGGCUUCUUAUUGACGUCGGGGCCAAUCUGGAAGCACACGACUGCCAUUUUGGGACCCCUCUGCACGUGGCCUGUGCCCGGGAGCAUCUGGACUGUGUCAAAAUGCUGCUCAAAGCAGGGGCCAACGUGAAUGCCGCAAAGCUUCAUGAGACGGCCCUACACCACGCGGCCAAGGUCAAGAAUGUCGACCUCAUCGAGAUGCUCAUUGAGUUUGGUGGCAACAUCUACGCCCGGGACAACCGUGGGAAGAAGCCGUCUGACUACACGUGGAGCAGCAGUGCUCCUGCCAAGUGCCUUGAGUACUAUGAAAAGACACCUCUGACUCUGUCACAGCUCUGCAGGGUGAGCUUGAGAAAGGCCACCGGCGUCCGAGGGCUGGAGAAGAUCGCCAAGUUAAACAUUCCGCCCCGGCUCAUCGAUUACCUCUCCUACAACUGAGCUGCAGGCAGAGGUUGGGCAGCUGCCGCUCACCGCUGGCUGCCCCUGCUGUGCCCAGCAUUGCCCCGAGAGGGGUCUCUGCCCGUUCCUCUGAAGCAGCGUGAUUGCUGUAGCAGGCGUCCCCAAACUUUUUGCACAGGCGGCCAGUUCACUGUCCCUCA
Saimiri boliviensis boliviensis (Bolivian squirrel monkey) is the source of this 1182-nucleotide messenger RNA. It is a transcript of the gene ASB13, whose product is annotated as ankyrin repeat and SOCS box containing 13. NCBI's taxonomy places the organism in Eukaryota, Metazoa, Chordata, Mammalia, Primates, Cebidae. The record is from RefSeq and is a predicted model, not a curated record. Gene Ontology annotation, biological process: intracellular signal transduction; protein ubiquitination; positive regulation of protein catabolic process. Gene Ontology annotation, molecular function: protein binding.